Fragaria vesca subsp. vesca is the source of this 792-nucleotide messenger RNA. RefSeq lists its product as uncharacterized. The transcript has a single exon. NCBI's taxonomy places the organism in Eukaryota, Viridiplantae, Streptophyta, Magnoliopsida, Rosales, Rosaceae. The record is from RefSeq and is a predicted model, not a curated record. Bases 1 to 792 code for a protein of 263 amino acids.
AUGAGUCACAAGGUGUUCAACCGCAUACGUGAUGACCUUUGCAACUACGAUCGAUAUUUUAUCCAAAAGUCAGAUGUUAUGAAGAAAGUCGGUCUACUUCUUGAGCAGAAGAUGGCGUCUUCUUUGCGGAUGCUUGCGUACGGUGCUACGGCAGAUCAAUGUGCUGAGUAUUGUCGGAUGGCAAAGUCCACAUCUAUCGAGUGCCUCCAACGAUUUACAAGAGGAAUCAUUGCUCUUUACUCAGAAGAGUACCUUCGAGCUCUUACUCUAGUCGAUCUUAAAAGACUUCUUGCUAAAGGUGAAAAGCGAGGUUUGCCAAGGAUGAUUGGGAGCAUCGACUGCAUGCACUGGCAAUGGAAGAAUUGUCCAACUGCUUGGGCGGGUGAAUAUAGUGGGAGAAAGAAAAUCCUUACUAUAAUUAUUGAAGCGAUCGCAUCUUACGACACUUGGAUAUGGCAUGCCUUUUUUGGAAUGCCUGGGGCAUGCAACGACCUUAACGUCUUAGCAAAGUCACCGUUGUUUGACGAGCUUACUGCUGGUCGAGCACCAAAGAUCCAAUUCCAAGUGAACAACAAAGUUCACAAAUUGGGUUACUAUCUCGUCGAUAGAAUAUAUCCUAGAUGGGCGACUUUCGUGAAGACCAUUCCAAACCCCACACGACCUAAGGAAAUUACAUUUGCCAAGGCUCAAGAGGGGUACCAGAAAGAUGUGGAGAGGUGUUUUGAUAUUUUACAAGCAAGCUUCGGUAUUGUUAGAGGAGCUACUCAUGGGUGGGAUAAAGAGGAUCUCUGA